UUAAUAUUACAUCUACACUUCUAGCUCGUCGGAUAGCACACCACGCGACUACUACUACUACUACUACGGCGGUGUUAAACCUGUCUCUGACAUCAGUUUUGACGAUGGAGAAGCGGAUUCACUUAGUCAAUGUGCAAUUUUUCACAAGUUUACACUCGUUUUCGCGCUCGUAUAUCGAUAGUUAGAUAGGUACCCUAAAGACUUCUAAGUACCUAAAGUCACCUCAUAGACACCUCCAUACAUACUGAAUAUUGGUUAGAUCAUCUCGUACAGUGCUCGAUAUGCAGCAACAUAGUGUCGAUCGUUAUUUAAAUUUUGUUUAUUUGCGCGAAAAAAAAUAGUCGUUUUUCAUUCGUGUAUUGAAAAUUUAUACACAUUUGCAUCUUCUACUAAGUAUCUAGUAUACGAUCGUACCUACGUAUGGUAUGGUAAUGACCAACGAAGAUGAUCCAGCCGCCGAGCAUUCGCGACCGUCAAUACGGAUCUGUAAGAUAGAAAAAAAUCGAACCGGAUCUUACGGAUUUCAUUUAACCCGCACGAAAUGGGAUCCGUACCCGUGGAUCGCCGGAGUCGACGACGGAUCCAUAGCUCAAGCAUGUGGACUCAAAGUAGGAGACUGUAUUCUAGAAGUAAACGGCGAAGACGUAAUCGGUCUACGAGUCGGCGAAAUUGCCAAUAAAGCGUUAUCCGCAUUCGAGCAUAUUACCAUGUUGCUAUGGAAUGCUGGAAGUGAUGCCAAUUGUGACACAGAAUCAUUAUGCUGCACUCCAAUGCCAACCAGCUUAUCGAGACUAUCAUCCUGCCUGAGCUCAGUUCUAUCCUUCUUGGAAUGUCCGGUAUGUUUCGAGAUAAUCUCACCUCCAGCCCACCAAUGCCCAAUGGGUCAUUUAAUCUGCUCCCGAUGUCGAGAAGAAAUCGAACGAUGUCCAGUCUGCCGAACGAAUUUCACUCGCGAACGAAGCCUUCUCGCCGAUCAAAUUUACACCGCCGUUAUCGAAGCAUUUCACCUGAAAAAUCAAACGAUCGAAGAACGAACAAAAAAACUCUGGGAGCGUAUAUUUGGUAAAAAGAAACGAGACAAGAAUCAAAGCAGAGUACCAACGCCGAAGGCGAGCAAAUUCGAAAUAAAGAAUAAAUUUCUCACCAGACUGAUUGGAAAAUCGUCUUCUGUCGAUAACCUAACCACCGAAGGAUCUUCUUUCUCGCCGACGUUGAGGAAGAAAUCCAUUUCGUCUUGUGAUAUUUCCCAAGCUAGAGCAUUCAAUCAUUUUAAUAACUGUUCUUACUCGUGUUCGACAGAAUCGCUGCCGAAUCGAAAAUCAUUUUAUAACGCCGAUCUAAACGUAGAAAACUUAUUUCAAUUUUCUACCGAUAUUUCGAUGAGCGAUAGUAACGCGAAUGAUGCUUUAUAUCAUUGUCCUAUUUCAAACAAUUGUUCGCCUAUGUCUUAUUACUCGUUAUUGACCCAUCUCCAGCAACAUCCUGGUCCGAUGAUACAGUUUUUCCGGUCGAAUUUCGCCAUUCAUUUUCCUUUCUCGUUCGAUGACGAUGCUGUGUUCGUGAUAAACGCUUUCGAUAGAGCUUUUUUUGCUAAAAUAUCAUCGCAAAAUGACGAUAUUAAAGUGUAUAUAUGGCUUAUAGGCCGAAAAGAACUCACCGAACAAUUUCGAGCGGUGGCCAGUCUUCAUGGAGACGGUGAUAGCUCUCAAACUGAACUUUCUUUUAUAACGUUUAUUAAUUCGAUUAUUUAUGAACAGUCGAGGAAUAUUUUCGCGAAUCAGAUUUUAAUUACUCGUGACACGGUAUUAAAUUAUUUCCCGGAUAAGCUUUUUACGCUAGAAUUAUCGGUUGUGAAAAAAUAAAUCACAUUGUGCAUUCAGGACGGCUUGGCUCCAAACUUUCUUCAGUCACAGAUUCGUAAUCGAAGAAAGUACCUAAAGCUAAAAAAUUGCAAUAAGGUGGGAAUUAAUCAUCUCUGAUUGUAUGUAUAGCUUAUGAAAUGAAUGAUUGUCGAAUAAUGAAAUAGGCUUGAUAAUUGAAUAACGUGCCCAAUAUUUGAAUACCUAUUAGUAUGCAUUAAGUAACUAGGUAAAUAUAAAAGUUUGUUCAAAAAAGAGAAAAGUUAAUUAUCUAGGGUAUUGUUUAAAUUUUGUAGUCGAUUUAUUGAUUAAUUUUUAAUAAAACUGUUUACCUACAUGAAAA
Molecule: messenger RNA, 2202 nt
Organism: Planococcus citri (citrus mealybug)
Lineage: Eukaryota; Metazoa; Arthropoda; Insecta; Hemiptera; Pseudococcidae
Exons: 2
Coding region: 426-1862 (478 amino acids)
Cellular component (GO): cytoplasm
Molecular function (GO): protein binding; ubiquitin protein ligase activity
Source: RefSeq, a predicted model, not a curated record